Messenger RNA from Monopterus albus (swamp eel), 2229 nucleotides. Its product is annotated as E3 ubiquitin-protein ligase RNF182. The coding region runs from base 47 to 898 and encodes 283 amino acids. The record is from RefSeq and is a predicted model, not a curated record. The transcript has 3 exons. NCBI's taxonomy places the organism in Eukaryota, Metazoa, Chordata, Actinopteri, Synbranchiformes, Synbranchidae.
CAGAGGAAUGAGAUGCGGAGUGUUGCUAUGAAAGAGGUGGAUUUACAUGAAGGACAGAGCAGCAGAAACAAGUGGGGUGGAGGAGGGGGAGCCGCACACACUGGGACAAGAUCAGCAGCUGUCGAGCUGUGGACAGUUCAUAACUACUGCAGAACAUGCCUUGAAGAUGAGCUGUCCUCAGGCUGAGUUAGAAGAGAAGGAUUGUCCACUACAAGAGGAAUUCGAGUGUAAAAUCUGUUACCAGCGCUACAAUGCCAACAAUCGCAAGCCUAAGAUCCUGGACUGCCUGCACCGUGUCUGUGCCCGCUGCCUCAUUAAGAUCCUGGACAUUGCUGACAGUGCAGUCUGUAUUUCCUGCCCCUUUUGCCGACACGAGACUGAGAUCACAGAGUAUGAGGUGUCCAGCCUGCCCGAUGAUGCUAACAUCAUGUCCCACUUAGCAAUGUGGGACAAAUCCUGGAGCUCUGACCACAACAGGGAGGUGAUCCUGACUCCAAAGAGCUUUUUGUCCUCCAGCCCAUCACAAGACUCCUCCAACUGCCUGGUCAUCACCAUUAUGGAAGUUCAGAGGGACUCACAGAACUUCCCAAGCCACAACAGCAGCUCUGACAUCUAUGCUGAGCAGAGCUUGGACUCAGUAUCAAUGGGUUCAAAUGGGCCAGCUGAUCAGGAUGCCCUCUCCAAGUUCUGUAAUCAUGUCCCACGCAUCCUGGUCUGGUUGCUGGGUUUCUUAUACUUUGGCUCACUGCCUCUAGGAAUCUAUUUGUUGGUAAUUCAGAGAGUGACUUUGGGCAUUGUAUGUGUUAGCUUAGUUCCUUCAAGCCUUACAGUUUGCCUGGUCUAUGGAUUCUGCCAGUGUCUGUGUCAGGGGAUGUGUGACUGCUCCUCCAGGGGCUGAUAUGAUGCUAUUAACCUGGUGGUCCUAAGACGGGAUAUAGUCAGCUGCAGAAAACUACUUUGGUUUGUUAUGUAGAGGCCAAAGGUGAGGGGGAUACCCUUUCCCAAAGAGGAGAAUGACCACCAAACAGUUUUCUUCAUGGAAAUAAAAUGCCAAUCGCAACACCUAAUUAGAUCACCUUUAGCAAUGAGCUAUGUUUUUAAGCUUUUAAGAAGAAUACUGAAAUUCAGAAGCUAGUUUGGCCAGAGCCACUGACAAGCUUUGUUAGUAUGUGAAGUGCCUAUCUCUAGACUUUUGUGAUGUAUUUUUGUGACCUUAUUUGUUCUAGGGGGCAGUGUUGCAGGCUCAGGCAGCUCUUAAACACAGGGAUAUUGUAGGGCAGGUACAGCACGGACAUGGUGGUUUUGGUUCACAACCUUCUUGGAGCAAAGCAGCAGCAGAUGACUACUGAAGAGAUUAAGAGGCAGGUAGAUGUAAAAAGGCAGUCUCCCAGGCUCAGCAGGGACAGUGGAUGAGGUGGGAAGAUGUAGAAAGGAAGAAACUUAGUUGGAGGGAAAUGUGGGACAUGGAUUCAGGAAGGAUUAGAUUCUUUCUAGGCGCAACUUAUGAUGGGCAUUUCUCUCCCCAAAGUCUGAAUAGAAGGAAAGGUGAGGACCCGAUAUGUCCCUUGUGUUCAAGUGUAGCAUCACUUCGGCACAUCCUCUCAGGGUGUAAAACAAGCCUGGCUCAAGGACGAUAGACCUGAAGACAUAAUCAAGUUUUGAAAUGUUUAGCAGCAGCUACUGAAAGCAGGCUCUCAGAGAUAAACUCUGAGUGUAGGAGAUGAAGAAACAAGAGGGGAUUUUGUUUGUUUGUGAGGGUGAAAAAGGCAGGAAGCAAGUUAUUCUGAAUAGGCAGGCCAGCUAAAGGCAGAGGGAGAGACUGGCACAUGAAAGUCAGAAGCACAGCAUACUGUGUAUUUUGUCGAGCUUACAGUUCCCUGGGAGGAUUCUGUAGAUACAGCUUAUGAGAGGAAGAAACUGAAAUACACAAAAUAAGCCAUGGAGGCAGAGAAGCGUGGCUUGGAAGUUAAAGUCCACCCCGUGGAAGUUGAUUGUAUGGGAUUUGAAGCCAAGCCAGCUGUCUCUCUACUAUGUGAGUUAGGCUCUGUCCUUUUAACUCACCUAAGACAUGUAAUUGAGAAUCUAACUGACAGUGCAGCAAGGUCCAGUGAAUGGCUCUGGAGCAGAAGAAAUGUGGGAAUGGGGUAAAAAUAAGUAGAUGAUUUAUUGAUUGAUUGAUUUAUUCUUUCAAACAUGCAGAACAGAACAGAACAAUGAACAAAUGACAAU